Fusarium falciforme is the source of this 2193-nucleotide messenger RNA. Its product is annotated as Zn(2)-C6 fungal-type domain-containing protein. Bases 1 to 2193 code for a protein of 730 amino acids. Gene Ontology annotation, biological process: DNA-templated transcription; regulation of DNA-templated transcription. The transcript has 4 exons. The record is from RefSeq and is a predicted model, not a curated record. Gene Ontology annotation, molecular function: DNA binding; zinc ion binding; DNA-binding transcription factor activity, RNA polymerase II-specific. Lineage: Eukaryota; Fungi; Ascomycota; Sordariomycetes; Hypocreales; Nectriaceae.
AUGGCUGCCGGAAUGGAUACCGAGCCAACUCAAGGAUCCAUCGCAGCCUCUGCCGGAGCAGGCUCGACCAAACGGCGGCGAUUGAAUUUUGCCUGUAACUACUGCCGGGCCCGAAAAACCCGAUGCGAUGAACAACAGCCAUCCUGCCAAGCUUGUCUGCUCGCCGGUGUCCCCUGUGUCACCGAGGACCGCCGAAAACCCGGACAGUGGGUUCAGCGGCGUGAGGCGGGCAAGGGGCUUGAUGCCUCUUCCGCGCGUUCAGCAAGCCCGCUGGAAGAGCAUCGCGCAGCAGACGCGGACAACUGCCAUGCAAGGUCACCGGUGGAUUCAAGAGCUGCGUCUAUCAUACCUCUAGCAAGGACGGACAUGACCGGGAGCGAAUCGGGGUCGCAGGCUCAGGAUGGGGCCUCAACCGCCCAGACGCUCAGCAACCGCUUGCCAAUUUGGUGCCAGAGCGAAGCAGCCAACUCGUUUGAGAUAUUGACAGAGUGGCUCGAUUUGGCCUUUCACCGACUGAGCAUCCCAUACCGGGUUGGCGUCAAUCAAGGCACCGAGUCGGGCGCAAGUAAUACGACACCCAACCCGCGCCACGGUCUUGUUCAACUGCAACCCUCACGAACUGUUCCUGAUAUCCCUGACGCCCAGACCGUGGAGAAACUCAUCCAAGUGUUCAAGGAAGAAACUCACGCUUUUUUCCCUGUCCUCCGCUUGGACCUCGCCCGUGCUGAAGCUUUGCAAGCCUGCCAACUUUCUGCAAAUACAAAUCAAAUUGAGGCCAUCGAUCUGAACUUGCUGAGAACACUACUCUUGCUCGCGGCUGGGGGUUUCCAUCAGCAAGAGCAGAAGGACUUUACGAAACAUACAUUGACCCUCGCCAGAGACUCUCUCGGUCAUUUGAUAGGGUCGGUAAGCAUCGAUACAGUUGAGGUCCUGUUCCUCUUUUCUGUCUGUCUGAGACUGAACGAUGAGCUUGCUUCAGCCUGGACAACGCUCGGUCUCUGCAUCUCACUGGCUGCUUGCCUCGGGCUCCACAGGCCGAGUGCAAAGCACUCUCCCGUUUCUCAGCACCGUCACCCUGUCUGGUGGGCCAUCUAUAGCUACGAGAAGUUUUUCUCUUUUCAACUUGGGCAUACGUCGAGCAUUUCGGAUGAAGGCUAUGACAACCAUGAUGACAUUAAUUCGAAUUGGGCAAAUACGAAGCCGCACGAGUUUGUUUUGACCAUGGCUCGGGUCCUGAGCAAAGUGAGCCGAAGGUGUGUUGAGGCGCGGCGAAAAGAGGAUUUGGCAAGCAACAGAGACUUGGAGGCAGCUAUUAAAGAAAAGGUUCACGCAACGGGCGAGUCUCUUCUCAUGUUGGUGGAUUGGGCCGAGGCGCUUCCACAAUAUAUCAGACCAACUUCUAACUCGCUACCUGUGUCUCAAGAUGAUGAAGCUAUAGCAUCCUUCAUCUCUCUCUACUAUCAUAAUGCGAUCCUCAUGGUUUCUCGCAACUGUCUCCUAAUCAGUAACUUAGCCCUGCACAAGGCUGUCGAGAUUAUUGCCAAGGGGAGCCCGUGGGAACAUGUAAUCCGCAACGGACAAUACUUAGUGGCCAGUUCCGCCCGCAAGAUGGUGCAUCUCCUCGCCGAGAACGAGGGGGCGCGAAGACCUGCACUCGUGCCCUGCUACUUCUCGCCUUUGCACGCGUUCUACGUCCUAGCUAUCUGCAUCUUGAAGCAGCCAGAUUCGAGAGUCUCUCGAAUGGAUCAAAGCCUGCUGGAGACUGCUGCUGAUAUGGUGCAUUGCUCGUGUCUGGGGCUGGAAGCCGACCGCCUAGAGUGUGUGAUUGAAGGCGUUCUGAACCUAACCUCCAACGCCAUCACUGCGGCCCGGGGUUCUUCCCAAAGCAACCGCACCGUGGAUGGAAAUACCACCGAGACCUUGGGACCUUCCGAGAACAGCGGUGAGCUCCUGUCCUGGCCAGAAACAGGCGAUGCCGUUUCGUUGCAUGGACCGAGGCCACUGGACCCAAUCAACCCAGGCCCCUUUGUCCAGGUGGUAAAUAACACGCGUUUCGACCCGAACGCUGGAGAUAUGUAUACUUCUCCGAUGUUACCGGACAAAAUCGGGUGUGACUGGGCUCAUUUUGAGGAUUUUUUAGCAAGGCUAGAGGAAGAUAAUCCCUUGCCCUCUAUAAGCGAUAGUUUAGUAUAA